AUGUCUGUUGCAGCCCAGGUGCCGGAGAUUCCGCGGGACUACCACUAUGUACCGGGCUACGCCCUGGUCAGGCUACAUCGCACUUUCAAGCCGUGGGCCGCAGCCAAGAAGGUCUGCGAGGAAGAGGGGGCGCAGCUUGCGGUACCUCCAGACCGCUACGCAUACGACGGGCUGAAGCAGAUCUUCUCCAAAGAGAAAGGGAUAUGGUACGCCUACGUCGGGAUCUCAGAUCAAGUCAGCGAAGGCGUAUUCACUGGACUGGAUGGUCGUCCGGUAGGGUACCCGCCGUGGCAGCCUAACGAACCCAACAACGACAGAGACGAGGACUGCGUCGACGUCCGCGACGACGGCCUGGUGAACGACGAGCAGUGCAGCAACCCGGCGCCGUUCUUCUGCGAGCGCCGUCUGUCGGUGGGCGUACCGGAUACCUACACUUGGUUCUCAGAGGCGGGGCGCUUCUACAGAGUGCACCGGGAGAAGAAAGCGCACGCGCAGGCAGCCGAAGCCUGCCGCUCUGAGAACGCGACGCUGGCAGUGACCGACACCUGGAGCCGGGGGCUGGCGCUGGUGCGCCAACUCGAGCUGAACAACGACUACUACCUGAUAGGCUUCACGGAUGAAGCUGUCGAGGGCGACUUCGUCACUGAGACAGGAAGGCAUCUGAGAGACAUGGAGUUCCAGGUGUGGGGAGUUAACGAACCAACCAACUUGGGCCAGGGGAAGCCCGAACACUGCCUGGCUCUGUCAGGCUUUGGGACCUACAACGAUGUGCGCUGCGACUUGGAGCUACCCUUCAUCUGCGAGAUAGCGCCCAUAUAGUGAGCUCACAGGUCUGAGGGAGCAACCGGCAUUCUCCCUGCCUACCACGAAUAAGAACAAAUUAUGCGAAAAGCGUGGAUAACCUCUCCGAUACUGCAAAGCCGACUAAAGUACAGAGCUAGUUGGGUAUAUGUGACUUAUGAUUAAAUAUUUCACUACAA
This is a messenger RNA of Schistocerca americana (American grasshopper), 980 nucleotides long. RefSeq names its product macrophage mannose receptor 1-like. The record is from RefSeq and is a predicted model, not a curated record. NCBI's taxonomy places the organism in Eukaryota, Metazoa, Arthropoda, Insecta, Orthoptera, Acrididae. The transcript is spliced from 3 exons. The coding region runs from base 1 to 819 and encodes 272 amino acids.